CCCAGAUAGGAUAGGAGUAAAAAAACAAAUCCGAAACCCUAGAGACCUCACACGCGUGUCACGUGACCCCGAGGGCGGUGAAUGGGAAUAUAGAGAGGGAGAGGGAGCCGCAAAAGACCUAAAAACAGCACAAAAGAAACAACGAAUCCCCCCACCACAGCCGUCCGAUCAAAGCCAAGUCAUCGAUCCGCGUCUCUCCGUCAUUCAACGGCUCAGAUCAAGGUGUUGCAGAGAGCUGAGUCCCUUCCUCAUCUCCCUCUCUCUCUCUCCCCAACCCCUCCUCUCUCUCUCUCUCCUCCCCUGUUUCCUCCCUCCUCCUUCGAUUUUCCCUGUUUUUAAUUCUAAUUUUCACUCGGGUUUUCUGUCGGAUUUUCUCGACAAAAGUUGUUGCUGAAGAAGAUGAAAGGGACGGAGGAAGAGGAGAUAAUAGAUUUGGAGGAGAUGCGUGAAGAUGAAGUGGACGACUCCGAGGAGGAAGUAGAUGAGGACGGAGAAGACGAUGAUGACGUGGAUGAAGAUGACGAUGACGAGGAGGAGGAGGAAGAGGAGGAUGUGACGGAGGUGCUGCAUAACUCCGGUGGGCCCCCUGUGGUGUCUGUAGAUGACGACGAGGACGACGAGGAUGACGUGGACGACGACGGCGGCGACGACGACGACGAUGACGGGGAUAGUGACGACGACGACGAUGACGACGAGGAUCCAGACGAGGAAGUCGAAGAAGAGGAGGACGUGGGAACAGAGUACCUUGUUCGACCUGUGAGUCGUGCUCAAGACGAUGAAGAUGGCAGUGAUUUUGAACCAGAAGAGAAUGGCGGGGGGGAAGAGUUUGAUGAAGAGGAUGACGAAGAUGAUGAUGGUGGGAAAGUGGAGGUUCCAGCAAAUAGGACGAGAUUGGAGGAAAACGACUCUGGCGGUGAUGACGACGACGACGAUGGCGGGGAGGAUGAUGUUUUUGAUGAAGAGGAUGACGAAGACGAUGAUGGUGGGAAAGUUGAGGUUCCAGCAACAAGAAAUGGAUCAGAGAAAGAUGACUCCGGUGAUGAUGUUGAUGCUGGAGAUGAUGAUGGUUUUGAUGAAGAGGAUGACGAAGACGAUGAUGGUGGGAAAGUUGAGGUUCCAGCAACAAGCAUGAGAUCAAACAAUGUCGACUCCGGCGAUGAUGAUGAUGAUGAUGAUGGUGGAGAGGAUGAUGUUUUUGAUGAAGAGGAUGACGAAGAUGAUGAUGGUGGGAAAGUUGAGGUUCCGGCAAAAAGGAAGAGAUCGGACAAAGACGACUCUGGCGACGAUGAUGAUGGUGGAGAGGAUGAUGAGAGACCGCCCAAACGAUAGGGGUGAAGCUGAAUCAUGGACAGAUUAGGUCAAUCUCUUUCUCCCCUCUCAAAUCCAUAUUACCUCAAAUGAAGAAUAGGAUGCUUCAAAGUAGCUGUUCUGCUGCCUUCCUGUUAAUAUUUUGGUCCAGUAUCAUCUAGUUUACCAAUCUUCAGGGUCUUUAAAACUGUUUAGAGUUAGAUCUAGAUCUGGUUUGAUAAAGGUUAAAUAGUUCAUCUUUUGGGUAAAUGCUUCUCCUUAGGCAUGGGUUCUUCAGUGCUCUUUUUUGAUUCCCAGACUUUGGAUGAUGGAAGAUAUUUUUGUGGAUUUAUUGUUAAGAUGUUUUGAGGAAAAAUCGAUUUCUUGCUGUUGUA
Molecule: messenger RNA, 1682 nt
Organism: Rhododendron vialii
Lineage: Eukaryota; Viridiplantae; Streptophyta; Magnoliopsida; Ericales; Ericaceae
Product: acidic leucine-rich nuclear phosphoprotein 32-related protein 1-like
Exons: 2
Coding region: 400-1329 (309 amino acids)
Source: RefSeq, a predicted model, not a curated record